CUCUGGUGGUUGCUUAUUGACUGCAGAAGAAACAGAAGCUACUCAGGGAAAAGACCUCCUCAAAAUCCUGUUUGCAGGCAAACUUGAACUAGAGGCUCUCUCCCCCUGCAGCUUUCCCAAAGUUCCCCACACCUCUCUCAGCAAUGGCUAUGGUGUGCCUUUCUGACUUUGAAGCUUAUGCUAAGAAGUAUUUACCCAAGAUUGCUUGGGAUUAUUUUGCAGCUGGAGCAGACGACUGUAUCACACGAGAUGAAAACAUCCUGGCAUAUAAAAGAAUUCGUUUCCGGCCACGUAUGCUGCGGGAUGUAUCCGUGAUGGACAUUAGGACUAAAAUCCUGGGUUCUGAAAUCAGCUUUCCUGUAGGAAUUGCCCCUACAGGCUUCCACCAGCUAGCAUGGCCUGAUGGAGAGAAAAGCACAGCCAGAGCGGCCAGAGCAAUGGACACCUGCUACAUUGCCAGCACCUACUCCACGUGCACGCUGGAGGAGAUCUCCGCGGCUGCGCCCGGUGGCCUCCGCUGGUUCCAGCUCUACAUCCACCGCAACAGGGCAGCUUCCCAGCAGCUGGUCCAGCGGGCGGAGGCCUUGGGCUUCCAGGGCCUCGUCCUCACCGCAGAUCUGCCCUACACAGGCAAGAGACGCGACGAUGUCCGCAAUGGUUUCCGCCUUCCUCCCCACAUGAAAGUGAAGAACUUGGAACGAGCCUUUGAGGGAGAUGACUGGUCUGAGUAUGGACUGCCACCCAACAGCUUGGAUCCUUCAGUCACCUGGAAUGACAUCUACUGGCUGCGGAGCCUGACAUGCCUGCCCAUCAUCAUCAAAGGCAUCUUGACAAGAGAAGAUGCAGAGCUGGCAGUGAAACAUGGAGUUCAGGGAAUUAUUGUGUCCAACCAUGGUGGAAGGCAACUGGACGAAGGACCUGCCACUAUUGACGCUCUGGUUGAGGUUGUGGAGGCAGUACGAGGCAGAGUCGAAGUUUAUGUAGAUGGUGGGAUACGAAAAGGAAGCGACGUGUUAAAAGCACUGGCACUGGGAGCAAAAUGUGUCUUUAUUGGAAGACCAGCUUUAUGGGGCCUGGCUUACAAGGGUGAAAAAGGUCUUCAGGAUGUCUUGAGAAUCCUUCAGGAUGAGUUUCGCUUGUCCAUGGCCUUGGCUGGCUGUGCCAGCGUCUCAGAGAUUGGCCAGCACCUGGUUCAGUUCUCAAGGCUGUGAUCAGCCUCCUGCCAUACCCAGCAAACAGAGGCAGGUGAAGCUAAGGUCCCAACCAGACUGAAGAUGAAAAAGGAGGUGCAAUAAGUAUCUGAUAAGGCCUUCUGGAAACUUCUGAAGAGAUGAGGAAAGGCUCUGUGUUAGCAAAGGCUGCUCUCUGCUUUCCUCGAGACCAAUGAAUUCCAUAACAGUUUGGGUAA
This is a messenger RNA of Motacilla alba alba, 1408 nucleotides long. It is a transcript of the gene HAO2, whose product is annotated as hydroxyacid oxidase 2. The coding region runs from base 144 to 1211 and encodes 355 amino acids. NCBI's taxonomy places the organism in Eukaryota, Metazoa, Chordata, Aves, Passeriformes, Motacillidae. The record is from RefSeq and is a predicted model, not a curated record. Gene Ontology annotation, molecular function: oxidoreductase activity; FMN binding. The transcript is spliced from 8 exons.